Messenger RNA from Peromyscus californicus insignis, 711 nucleotides. It is a transcript of the gene Prss37, whose product is annotated as serine protease 37. The coding region runs from base 1 to 711 and encodes 236 amino acids. The transcript is spliced from 5 exons. Gene Ontology annotation, molecular function: serine-type endopeptidase activity. Gene Ontology annotation, biological process: proteolysis; positive regulation of acrosome reaction. NCBI's taxonomy places the organism in Eukaryota, Metazoa, Chordata, Mammalia, Rodentia, Cricetidae. Gene Ontology annotation, cellular component: acrosomal vesicle. The record is from RefSeq and is a predicted model, not a curated record.
AUGAAACUUAUUUUUUACUUGACUAUCCUAGCUGGGACAGCUUUAUUCACUCACUCUGUGCAGAAAGAGGACCAUGCUCCAUAUAUAGUCUACCUCAAGUCUAACUUCAACCCCUGUGUGGGUGUCCUCAUCAAGCCCAGCUGGGUACUGGCGCCAUCUCAUUGCUAUUUACCAAAUCUGAGGGUGAUGUUGGGAAAUCUCAAAAGCAGAAUCAGAGACGGGACAGAGCAGACAAUUCAACCCAUCCAGAUUAUCCGCUACUGGAACUACAGCCACAGUGCCCCACAGGAUGACCUCAUGCUUAUUAAACUAGCUAAGCCUGCCACCUUCAACCACAAAGUCCAGGUCCUUCCCAUCGCCACUACCAAUGUCCGGCCAGGCACUGUCUGUACACUUUCAGGUUUGGACUGGAGUGAGAACAACAUUGGCAGGCACCCCGACUUAAGGCAGAAUCUGGAGGCUCCAGUGAUGACUGACAAAGACUGCCAGAAAACUCAACAAGGAAGCAGCCACAGAAACUCCUUAUGUGUCAAAUUCGUGAAAAUCUUCAGCCGAAUUUUUGGGGAGGUGGCUGUGGCUACUGUCAUUUGUAAAGGCAAGCUCCAGGGAAUUGAAGUUGGACACUUCAUGGGAGGGGACGUUGGCAUCUACACCAAUGUUUACACCUAUAUACCAUGGAUUGAGAAAACCAUUAAGGAAAGGGUGAAAUGA